AUGCCCAUUGAAUCCGCUUCGUCAACCACCAGUUUACCCCAUCUACAAAUUGGUGGUAGGAAAUCAAAACUCGCAGUUGUGCAGUCCCAACUAGUCCAACAAGCUAUUCAGAAAAUCUAUCCAGACUUGCCUAGCUCGAUACUUGCAUUAAGCACCUUGGGCGACAAAGUGCAAACCCAACCCUUGUACACCUUUGGUGGGAAAUCACUUUGGACCAAGGAGUUGGAGAUCUUGUUGAUGGACGGUAUCGAUGACGAGUUUCCGCGUUUAGAUCUCAUUGUACACUCAUUAAAAGACAUGCCAACCAACUUGCCUGAAGAGUUUGAGUUGGGCUGUAUUUUUCAAAGAGAAGAUCCAAGAGAUGCUAUAGUUAUGAAACAGGGCAGCCCAUACAAGUACUUGAGAGACUUGCCUGCUGGAUCCAUUGUUGGAACUUCGUCCAUUAGAAGAUCUUCACAGUUGAUUAAGAACUAUCCUCAUUUGAAGUUUGAGAGUGUUCGAGGUAAUAUCCAAACGAGAUUAAACAAGUUGGAUGAUCCAAGCAACCCUUACUGUUGUCUCAUAUUGGCGAGCGCCGGCUUGAUCAGGUUGGGCUUGGGCGGUAGAAUUACCUCGUGUUUGGACGAGGUGUACUAUGCCGUUGGCCAAGGUGCUUUGGGCAUUGAAAUUAGAAAAGAUGACCACCAAGUGAAGGAAAUAUUAAAGAAAAUCGAAGACCCCGUAGCAACUAUAUGUUGUCUUGCUGAACGAUCGUUGAUGAGAUACCUUGAAGGUGGCUGUUCAGUUCCACUAGGUGUGCACUCAGAGUAUAACGAAUCUACCAAGAAAUUAACAUUGAAAGGAAUAAUAGUGAGUCCCGAUGGAAGCAAAUCCAUUGAGGAUGAAGUAACAAAAACAAUCGAGUCUAGAGAAGAUUGCGAAGCAGUGGGUAUUGAUUUGGGUGACCGAUUAAAAGCAAAAGGAGCUAAGGAGAUCCUAGAUAGCAUUGAUAUGACAAGAAACAUCAAUGCCAGACCAACAGAAGUAUGA
Molecule: messenger RNA, 1029 nt
Organism: Lodderomyces elongisporus
Lineage: Eukaryota; Fungi; Ascomycota; Pichiomycetes; Serinales; Debaryomycetaceae
Gene: HEM3
Product: hydroxymethylbilane synthase
Exons: 1
Coding region: 1-1029 (342 amino acids)
Biological process (GO): heme biosynthetic process
Cellular component (GO): cytoplasm
Molecular function (GO): hydroxymethylbilane synthase activity
Source: RefSeq, a predicted model, not a curated record